Molecule: messenger RNA, 3072 nt
Organism: Salvia splendens (bonfire salvia)
Lineage: Eukaryota; Viridiplantae; Streptophyta; Magnoliopsida; Lamiales; Lamiaceae
Product: E3 ubiquitin ligase BIG BROTHER-related
Exons: 7
Coding region: 1759-2682 (307 amino acids)
Source: RefSeq, a predicted model, not a curated record
ACAAACAAAUACUCGAGUUUUCAUGAUCGAGUAUCUUUUUUUCUAUGUAUCAGCACUUGAUUAGUCAUGUCUCGCAGCCAAUGUUUGAUUUUAUUUUCCCUUAAUUCUUUCCCCGCUUCUUAUACCCCCACCCCUAGUCACGGUUUCCCGACUAUGCUAUCAUUAGAAAGUGCGGUCGUGACAGAUAACCCUCUGUCUCUUUAUAUUUUUAUUUUGAUCUUCCUAAAAUUAGUUUAAUUUUUAUUUUUAAAAUACUUUUUAUUACAUAAUUAUUAAAAUAUAAGUUUCACUAAAAAAAUUUCUAUUAUUUUUCUUUUUUUGUUUUCAUACUUUAUCAAUUUUAUUUUUAUUUUCUAAAUACCAUAAUAGUCUAACUCUAACAUAAUAACAUUCAAUUAUUUAAUUUUAUAUUUGAUUGAUUGAUUAUUAAGUGUACUAUAUUAAAUGCUAAUAAUAUAUCAUUUUUAUGUUAUAAUCAAGAAAAUAUAUUAAUUAAGGGCAAUCUAAAUCAUUAAUUAUUUUUGUGUGGGUUAUUUUCAAAAAAUUGUAUUGUGGACUAGAGUAAGUGAUUAAAUAAUCAAUUCAAUUUUGAUGAUAAAAUAUAUGUUCUGUAUUAACUAAUAAUAUUGCUCUCACAUCAAACCUUUAAUAAACUUAUACUUUAUCAGUCAAAUCAAAUGCCAAAGAUAGUGAUAAAUGUAUAUAAUUUUACGUACAUAAAUCUAACUUUUUUUCAACAUUUUGCAUUGAAAAUUGACUUGUAAACAUUAAUUGAUUCAAAAUAAAUUUUAUACUAAUCAUUUUGCACCACUUCCAAAAAAAUUGAAAUUUUAACUUAAAUAUUUGUAUAUUUUAGAUUUGUUUUUACUAAAUAUUGAAUAAUUAAUCUGAAUCAGGCUCAAAAUCAUAUUACGAUUUGACAUAAAAUUUCUAUAUCAUGUAUUUCUUAUUGCUACAUAUAAUACAAUAAAUUUAAAGAUAUUAGGUACAUGUACAAUAUAUGUACAUUUAUCUUUCCUCAGUGCGGUUAUACCAAAAUUCGUCAUUUGAUAUUACAUCCUCUGUCAAUAAAUACCCGUUUUAAAUCAAAAAGGGGAAAAUGCAUUAUUCCAAAAUUCGUCAUUUAAUAUUACUUCCUGUCAGUAAAUACAUGUUUUAAACUAACCUAACUCGAAUUUUAAGAAUUCUAAAUGAAAUUCAAUGAAAAAGGUUAGUACUCCACUAAUAAAGUAUCAAUCUUAUAGUAUUUAUAUAUCAAUAAAACAUAACUAAUUAUAUUAAUGAAAUAUUAAAUUUAUUUAUCAAAAAUAAUACUAUAAAAUUUACUCCAUACUUAAGUUAUCCCUUUCUUCUACCAAAAGCUAGACGCUUUUUUAACUUCUCUACAUUUUUUUUCUACAUUUUAGCUGUGGAGUACGUUGUAUUUAUUAUUCAUUUCUUCCCUGAAAAAUAUGAACAAUUAAUUUUUUUAGUAAGUUUAUAAACAUUUUAAUUUGGGAAAGUCUUUUUUAUCUCAAGAGAUGAGACCAUCAUCCACUAAUAAUACUUUAAUUAAUUUUUUUCUAUUUUUUUUACUUUAUCAAGUAUAUAUAUUAAAUUCAUGUCUGAGCCAAAUAUUCAUAUUUUCAAAGUGAUUAAUAAAGCGAAUCAAAAUAUUUAAACUCAUUUAAAAAGGAAUUUGAAGCUUCACUUCUCUCAUUCAAAAUCACACUGCUUUUCUUGCUCAAUAAUUCUUCUUGGAUUUUUGGGCGAAUCGUGAUGGAGAACACCAAUGACAAGGCUGAUUCCGGCAACCAGGAAAACCCCAACGAUCCCUGCAAUCCUACCAACGACAAUGACAACCCUAUCUCCGGCGACGUCGCCGGAAAUCGCCCCCAGAGAACCCCCUUCACCGACCUCAGUCAAGUCGACGCCGAUCUAGCACUUGCUCGUACUCUCCAAGAACAGGAAAGAGCUUAUAUGAUGUUGAGAAUGGGAGGCGAUGGUGGGAGAGAUUCUGAGAGUUGGGAAACGGAGAGUUACGAUGAUUUUGACGAGGAGGAUUACGAUGAGUCGGAUGUUGAGAUGGGCAAUGGUGAAGUGCGUGUAUUUGAUGAGGAUGCUCAUGCUGAUGUAUUUGAUGAGGAUGCUCAUGCUGAAGGAGAAGACGAUGAUGAGGAUGGCCAAGAUGUUGAAUUGGAUCCGUCUGCAUUUCCAGAUGACGAAGCAUAUGCGAGAGCAUUGCAAGAUGCUGAAGAACGCGAGAUGGCAGCUAGAUUGUUGGCCCUGGCUGGGAUAAAUGAAAAACUCUUUGAAUAUGGAUUGUUUGGCAAAGGUGAAGAUGAUGAUGAAGAUGAAGAAGAUCAUGAUGGCAAUUCUCAAGAUGCAUUGGACGAGGUUGACCCUGAUGAACUAUCAUAUGAGGAGCUGCUUGCCCUCAGUGAAGUAGUUGGAACAGAAAGCAGGGGCCUUCCUGCAGAGACAAUCGCUUCAUUGCCAUCAAUUAACUACAAAUCACAAGGCAGCCAGGAAGGAAUCAGUGAUUCCUGUGUUAUAUGUCGGCUGGACUUUGAAGAUGACGACACCUUGAUACUCCUUUCUUGUAAACAUUCCUACCAUUCAGAAUGCAUUAACAGUUGGUUACAGAUAAACAAGGUCUGUCCUGUAUGCAGUGCCGAAGUCCCAACUUCUCAGAUGAGCUAGCAGACUCGAUGAUGAUGGAGUUUUGCAAGACAUGGGAGAGCACUAAACACCAGGAUGGUGAAGAGUGGGGACAUUCUGCAAAGAAGAAAAUAAAAGAUAGCUUUUCCAUCUUUUGCUAUAUUACUAAAUCUAUGAGCAAAUCCAGCUAUAUUAAUGUUCAUUCAUUUUCUUGUGCAUGAUUUUAUAUUUAUAUUCUCUUUUUUGCGGCCUAGUUUCUUUCCCUAAUCCAAAAUGUAUUUCGAAUUCUCUGUUUUGGUAUUUAAUUCUCCAUCCGUUCAUGAAUAAAUUGUUUCAUUAUUUUCCUUUUUUAUUUGUCUGUAAAUAUACAUAUAAUUUUUACUGUUCACGAGACUAAUUAUUUCAUUAUUUUUCUAUUUGUUUGUAUGUAAA